Molecule: messenger RNA, 1846 nt
Organism: Nicotiana attenuata
Lineage: Eukaryota; Viridiplantae; Streptophyta; Magnoliopsida; Solanales; Solanaceae
Product: putative transporter arsB
Exons: 3
Coding region: 169-1707 (512 amino acids)
Biological process (GO): transmembrane transport
Cellular component (GO): membrane
Source: RefSeq, a predicted model, not a curated record
GCAAUCUAAGUGAAUAUAAACCUCUUUUUCAUUUCAGGGAUAUUCAGUUCCUAGUAAAAUCUCUCCAGCAACUCAAAUUAUACUUCUGCUUUUACCUGCUAAUGUUCUGACUAUUAGAAACAUUUUGAACAUACGAAAAACUUAAGGACUUCACUAAGUCUUGGAACAAUGGCUAUGGCAUCAACUGAGAAAGUUAUUCUUGGUUCUAUAGCCUUUGCUAUUUUUUGGGUAUUGGCAGUUUUUCCUGCUGUCCCAUUUUUGCCAAUUGGAAGGACAGCAGGUUCACUCCUCGGUGCUAUGCUUAUGGUCGUAUUUCGCGUCUUGACACCAGAUGAAGCAUAUGCUGCUAUUGAUCUUCCAAUUCUAGGCCUUUUAUUUGGAACAAUGGUUGUGAGCAUUUAUCUAGAAAGAGCAGACAUGUUUAAAUACUUGGGAAAAUUAUUGGCAUGGAAAAGUAUGGGAGCUAAAGAUUUACUUUGCAGAAUCUGUUUGAUUUCUGCUAUAUCCAGUGCAUUUUUCACUAAUGAUACUUCUUGUGUUGUGUUAACUGAGUUUGUAGUUAAAAUUGCUAGGCAACAAAAUCUCCCACCUCAUCCGUUCCUUUUAGCUCUUGCCUCGAGUGCAAAUAUUGGAUCUUCAGCAACUCCUAUUGGAAAUCCUCAGAACUUAGUUAUAGCAGUACAGAGCAAAAUAACAUUUGGGAAGUUUUUAUUUGGUAUACUUCCUGCAAUGCUAGUUGGAGUUGUUGUUAAUGCUCUAUUGUUGCUUUGCAUGUAUUGGAAUUUGUUGUCUGUUAACAAGGAUGUAGAAAGUGGUGCUGUAAAAUUAGUUGAAGAUGAAGUAGUAGUCUCUCAUCCCUUUUCGCCAGCAACUAUGUCACAUGUUAAUUCAUUAGAUUCUCAGGAACAGUUUUCGGUUGAACCAAUGAAUACCAAUGGUCUAAUAAAUCAUGCUGAAACACUUGACAAUCGCGCGAAAGAUUCAAAUGAAGUACCAAAUGAUGGAUCACUUCAAAUGAGGGACAAGAAUGUUUGUUUGAAGACUGUCGAUGGAUGUGAAGAUCAAAACUUCACAAAGGAGAAUUUGGCUGCGAUAAGGAAAAGAUUGUUAUGGAAAAUAUGUGUUUAUUUGGUUACAAUUGGAAUGUUAAUAUCGUUGUUGAUGGGUUUGAAUAUGUCAUGGACUGCUAUUACAGCAGCACUUGCACUUGUGGUUCUUGAUUUCAAAGAUGCCAGACCAUGCUUAGAAAAGGUGUCCUAUUCUCUGUUGAUAUUCUUUUGUGGUAUGUUUAUCACAGUUGAGGGCUUUAACAGAACAGGGAUUCCAAGUGCUUUCUGGGAUUUUAUGGAACCAUAUGCCAAAAUAGAUCAUGCUGCUGGUAUAGCAGUUCUUGCUGUUGUCAUACUACUCCUCUCAAAUUUGGCUUCAAAUGUGCCUACUGUUCUAUUGCUUGGAGGGCGAGUAGCAGCAUCAGCAGCAGCAAUAUCUCCAGCUAGUGAGAAGAAAGCAUGGCUCAUAUUAGCCUGGGUCAGCACUGUGGCUGGGAACCUUUCACUAUUAGGCUCUGCAGCAAACUUGAUAGUAUGUGAACAAGCUCGUCGCGCUCAACCCUUUGGCUACAAUCUCUCUUUCUGGAGUCAUCUCAAAUUUGGAGUUCCCUCUACUCUAAUUGUUACAGCUAUUGGUUUGACACUUAUAAGAGGAUGAAAUCUGUAUUUUUAGUAUGCUUGUGACAUGGUGAAACUAAAAGAAGACUAUUAUGUAUCAAAUGUAUAGAAGACUAUUUCAGAUUAAGUGCUGACUUGACUGAGUUGCUUAAUUCAUAAAGUUUUUUCAAAUAAUCAAA